Molecule: messenger RNA, 202 nt
Organism: Protopolystoma xenopodis
Lineage: Eukaryota; Metazoa; Platyhelminthes; Monogenea; Polystomatidea; Polystomatidae
Source: the annotation of a GenBank genome assembly
AAUCAAAUCACAUCUGGUACCUGUAAAAUGGCUGCCGCCACCUCCCCUAACGGUGCGACCCGAUUCGCUCAAGGCACGUCUGGGUACCAUGGAUUAUGCAGCUCUUCUGAUCGUGGAGAGAAAAGCAAGCGCGAAAAGCCGGUGCUCCCGGGCUCUGUGUAAGUUUGGGACUUGGCCUUCGCCAAUGCACAUCUAUCCCUAA